Rana temporaria (common frog) is the source of this 805-nucleotide messenger RNA. RefSeq names its product ras-related protein Rab-2A-like. Lineage: Eukaryota; Metazoa; Chordata; Amphibia; Anura; Ranidae. Gene Ontology annotation, cellular component: Golgi apparatus. Gene Ontology annotation, molecular function: GTP binding; GTPase activity. Bases 94 to 591 code for a protein of 165 amino acids. The record is from RefSeq and is a predicted model, not a curated record. The transcript has a single exon.
AGUGUCGGUAAAUCUUGUCUACUAUUACAGUUCACAGACAAGAGGUUCCAGCCUGUUCAUGACCUGACAAUUGGGGUUGAAUUUGGUGCACGAAUGAUUACAAUUGACGGCAAGCAGAUAAAGCUUCAGAUUUGGGACACAGCAGGUCAGGAAUCAUUUCGUUCAAUCACACGAUCAUAUUACAGAGGAGCAGCUGGUGCAUUAUUAGUCUAUGAUAUCACAAGGAGAGACACAUUUAACCAUCUAACAACUUGGCUGGAAGAUGCUCGCCAACAUUCAAAUUCCAAUAUGGUGAUCAUGUUAAUUGCCAACAAAAGUGAUUUGGAAUCAAGGAGAGAAGUAAAGAAAGAAGAGGGAGAAGCAUUUGCCAGGGAACACGGCCUUAUUUUUAUGGAGACCUCAGCAAAGACUGCCUCAAAUGUGGAGGAGGCAUUUAUUAAUACAGCAAAAGAAAUUUAUGAAAAAAUCCAGGAAGGAGUAUUCGACAUAAACAAUGAGGCAAACGGCAUUAAAAUCGGACCACAACAUUCAACGCCUGGAUCACCUGGGUCUCAUAUGGGAGGACAGCAAGCUGGAGGCGGGUGCUGUUGAGCCUCAUCAUUCCAUGCGAAGAGCCUGAAGUGGCUGUUUCUUGUCCAUAGGCUAUUGUACUUUUACCUUCUCUUCUCCUUCUCCAGUUUCAAUGUUCACUUUAAAGAAGAUUUUUGAAAUUGUAUUCAUACUGUAUCAUUUGCUUUUGAUUUAAAGGUUUGAUUGUGGUUGUUAAAUGUUGUCUUGUUCCCCCCAAGUAAAAAAAAAAGAAAAA